GAGCUGUGCCUCGUGCUCAAGCCGAAUCAUAGCGGUAUACCGUAUUGUACGGACAACGGCGGACAACGCCUUGCUUCGUGUGCUACUGCCCUGACUGCCUUCGUGCGUAGACUCUGGAGCUCCCGUGCCCAGGCUUGCGUUACAACGCCGUGCUGCACAUAUUUUAAGCUCGGCCUCGAUUUGCUGUGCAAGGAUUGCUGGACUUUGGACUGGAAGGAUUUGCAGCCGAUGGCAGCACUCAAUGGUCUCUGCAUGCUUGCACGCUCACAUUAUCUCCCCUUGUCUUCCAUCCCCUGUGCAAGCAGUCGGCCCACCUUCGCUAGCUGAUCGAAUCUACGGCUGUAACCCUCGCGCCUCCAAGCCCCUGCUGCUGUGCAUCCCGCGCUGCCCCCAGCAUGUCCACUGAGGCGGGCACGGUCCCCUUACCCCGCAUGCACGGGAGCACGCUGUAACGCUGGUGGCCAUG
Messenger RNA from Chlamydomonas reinhardtii, 466 nucleotides. RefSeq lists its product as uncharacterized. The transcript has a single exon. The record is from RefSeq and is a predicted model, not a curated record. NCBI's taxonomy places the organism in Eukaryota, Viridiplantae, Chlorophyta, Chlorophyceae, Chlamydomonadales, Chlamydomonadaceae. Bases 242 to 406 code for a protein of 54 amino acids.